Molecule: messenger RNA, 2076 nt
Organism: Salvia hispanica
Lineage: Eukaryota; Viridiplantae; Streptophyta; Magnoliopsida; Lamiales; Lamiaceae
Product: glucan endo-1,3-beta-glucosidase 4-like
Biological process (GO): carbohydrate metabolic process
Molecular function (GO): hydrolase activity, hydrolyzing O-glycosyl compounds
Source: RefSeq, a predicted model, not a curated record
AAUCCACGCUGUCUCUAGAGACCACUUCCGCCCCGAUUUCUCUGGUUCAUCUUUCACAUUCCAUUUUCCCGAGUAUCCAUCUCACUCUCUCACUGGACUAAUUUUUCACUUGAGCUUACCCCAACCUUUGCUCUUUCAAUAAGCUCUCAUAAUCAAGUUUACAACUUUUCUGCUGUAUGUGAAAUUGACCCUAUUUCACAUAAGUUUGUUUGCUUGUUGUCACUCAGAGGCCAUUUGUUGUACAAUAUUCAAGGCAGCGGACCUAUUUCCUAUGUUUCUUCGACACAUUUAGUAUUCUGAGGGGUAAAACUUACUGGUUUUCCACUGCCAAUAACAACUUUGUCAAAGCGCGCAUUUCAGUCGGAGGAAGAUUGAGCUGAAGCUCUCUGGCUCUAGCUGAUGAUGUUCCAAAUAUGGCUUCAUGCUGUCCUGCUAUUUUGUGGACUUUUCUCCAAUGUAACUGGAGCGUUCGUGGGCGUCAACAUUGGAACUGCUAUUUCAAACAUGCCAUCGGCUCCGGAUAUAGUUGCCAUGCUUAGAGCUAAUCAAAUAACUCAUGUCCGUCUCUUUGAUUCUGAUGCGCAUAUGCUGAAUGCUCUUGCAAACACUGGCAUCGAAGUCAUGGUCAGCGUUACCAACCAGGAAGUCCUGGGAAUUGGGGAAUUGCCUUCAACGGCAGCUGCUUGGGUUACUAAAAACAUUGCAGCUUAUGUUCCUUCAACUAAUAUUACAGCGAUUGCUGUGGGAAGUGAGGUGCUUACUACGUUGCCACAUGCCGCGCCUAUUCUAGUUCCUGCCAUGAGCAACCUGCACAAAGCUUUGGUUGCUUCAAACCUCAACUAUCAAGUGAAAGUUUCAACGCCAAAUUCAAUGGAUGUCAUUUCCCGUAGUUUCCCUCCUUCUGCAGCCACCUUCAACACAACGUUUAACUCUACCAUCAUUCAGAUCCUUCAGUUCUUGAGAAGCACAAAGUCCUUCUACAUGCUGAAUGCUUAUCCUUACUACGAAUAUGUGAAGAGCAACGGCAUUUUCCCUCUCGACUAUGCUCUUUUCAAGCCACUCUCCCCUGUCAAACAGAUUGUCGACCCGAACACCUUGUUUCACUACAACAGCAUGUUCGAUGCUUUGAUCGAUGCCACUUACAGCUCCAUUGCGGAUCUCAACUUCUCAGGAAUCCCUAUCGUUGUCACUGAAACUGGCUGGCCGUCGUUUGGUGGUAGCAUUGAACCUGAUGCUACUUCAACAAAUGCAGAGUUGUAUAUCAAUAAUUUGAUAAGGCGCGUGUCAAAUGAUUCUGGUCCGCCUAGCCAGCCAGCGGUCCCUAUCAACACGUACAUCUACGAACUGUUCAAUGAAGACAAAAGAGCAGGGCCGGUUUCUGAGAGAAAUUGGGGUCUACUUUUCACUAAUGGAACUUCUGUGUAUAGCCUAGCUUUGGGGAAUGCAGAGAUUACCGGUGCGAAUUCUUCAAGCUCGUUUUGUAUUGCUCGACCAGGUGCAGAUGAUAAGUCACUACAAGACGGACUUAAUUGGGCUUGCGGGAAUGGCCAGGCUAACUGUGCAGCGAUUCAGCAAGGGCAGCCUUGCUUUAACCCCGAUACAUUGCAGAAUCAUGCUUCCUAUGCGUAUAAUGACUACUAUCAAAAGAAGCGUGGCUCUGGCGGGACUUGUGAUUUUGGUGGCACGGCCACAAUAACUACAGUUGAUCCUAGCUAUGGAUCUUGUAGAUUUACAGGAAGUUCGAACUCCUCGGGUGGGGCGUUUCCACCUCCAGCAUUUGGACCAGUUGGGCCGUCCUCGGAGAGCGCAAGGACAGUCGCCAUCCGUUAUUUUGGCACAAUAGUUGCUGCUACUCUGUGUUUGGUCCAUGUGAAUUUGAGAAGCUUUUUGUAGACACUCUCAGAUUCUAUCCAUAUUUUGCAGAAAUGGUGUUUAUGUUGUGUUGAUUUUAGCACCCAUUUGAGAAACUGUAUAUGUCAGAGCAAGAAUUGUAUCAUUGCAUAUUUGAACUUGUUAGGAAUUGGUGUGGAGUCUGUAGACUGUAGAGGUUGAUCAAAUCCAGUGAUAUUUGUUUAA